AUGGCAAAGUGCAUCCGCCUCGGGAUUCUUGUCCCAUCUUCUAACACUGCCCUUGAACCCUUGGCCCAGUCGAUCAUUUCGGAUCUUCCUCACGUCAGUGUCCAUUUUUCUCGCUUCACUAUGACGAGAAUCAACCUUGGCCACGGAUCUCUCAGUCAAUUCCAAACAGAUAUCAUUGUCAAUGCUGCAAAGCUUCUUGCUGACGCCAAAGUUGAUAUUAUCGGCUGGGGCGGCAACUCCUCAGGCUGGCUGGGAUUCCAGGCGGAUGAAGACCUUUGCUCCAAGAUCCAAACUGUUACAGGCAUUCCCGCAACAACAUCGGUGCUUGCGUUGAACAAAGCUCUCCAAAUCUUCGGCAUUCGGAACUUGGGUCUCGUCUCACCAUAUCUGCACGAUGUGCAAGAAUCAAUCAUACGCAAUUAUGCUUCUAUUGGUGUUGAUAUAAGCUGCGAGAGUCACCUUGGACUUUCGGAUAACUUGGCCAUUGGUAUGAUUGACGCCGCCACUCUGGAGAACAGUGUGUCGACAGUAGUCAAUGGAGGGGUAGAGGCUGUGACAACAUUUUGCACAAACUUCCAGGCCGCUCAGCGAGUGGCACAGUGGGAAAGAAAAUAUAAGGUCGCAAUAUUUGACACAGUCAGCACUGUCAUUUGGGAUAUGUUGCAGUCUUGUGGGGUGGAUACAAGGGAGCUGGCCAGCAAAUGGGGGCAGCUUUUUGAGGGCACAUGUUGCUAG
Aspergillus lentulus is the source of this 735-nucleotide messenger RNA. Its product is annotated as maleate cis-trans isomerase family protein. Lineage: Eukaryota; Fungi; Ascomycota; Eurotiomycetes; Eurotiales; Aspergillaceae. The record is from RefSeq and is a predicted model, not a curated record.